Drosophila kikkawai is the source of this 6555-nucleotide messenger RNA. RefSeq lists its product as uncharacterized. Gene Ontology annotation, cellular component: cytoplasm; plasma membrane; neuron projection. The record is from RefSeq and is a predicted model, not a curated record. Lineage: Eukaryota; Metazoa; Arthropoda; Insecta; Diptera; Drosophilidae. Gene Ontology annotation, molecular function: GTPase activator activity. Gene Ontology annotation, biological process: intracellular signal transduction; positive regulation of GTPase activity; G protein-coupled receptor signaling pathway.
CCGCAGCCAUGGAACCGCCCGGUGGAGUGCCGCCGGAUAGGGAUAGGCAGCUAGUGCUAAGGAAUCCCUCAUCGGCUCUUGUCCCCGUGGUUGUUUCCGCUCCGGUUGCGGCAGCUGCUCCCAAUCCGACGCCGCAGCAGCCACCGCCGCCGCCGUUGUCUUCGUCGCAGUAUGCCAAGCCAACCAGUCUCAAUCUUCAGCCACAUACCGUGCUCCAGGCAAUGCAACAGUUGUCACCAUCGGCCGCCGGCAACAACAAUGCAUCUGCAGCAGGAACGACGGCCGCCGCCACCAGCAGCAGCAGUGGGAAUGCCAAUAGUGGCAACAGUCCCGCUUUGGCAUCCACCGCCACGGCCAUAUCCGCCACAACGCAGGCGGCCACAGCCUUUAGCGGUAGUUCCGUUGGCCACCAUCAUUUGCAGCAUCACCAGCAUACCCAGCAUACGCAUCUUCAGCAUACCCAACAGCAGUCCCAGGCAGGAGUAGGAGGAGGGACUGCCACUGCACCGAGCACCACCACGUCACUACAUCAGCAUCACGGCUCUAUAAGCGGAACUGGAGCGGGCAGUGGCGGCCUCAUUGGUGGGGGUGGUGGUGGCAAUCAACAGCAGACCAUAGAGAAGCUGUCGCGUCCCAUGGCCUUUGAUAAGAUGGAAAUGCUGGUGCGUGAGAUGCAGGAUCAGGAGCAUGGCGUACCCGUGCGGCAGCAGAAAAUGUUCCUGACCUCCAUACCGUAUGCGUUUAUGGGAUACGAUCUAAUCGAAUGGCUAAUGGAUCGCCUGCAGAUCGAGGAAUCGGAGGCCCUCAAUAUAGCCAACCAGCUGUGCCUGCACGGCUACUUCUUUCCGGUGAACGACUCAAAGACGCUGACCGUAAAGGAUGACUCGUCGCUGUAUCGUUUCCAGACACCCUACUACUGGCCCUGGCAGCACAAAGCUCCGGAUAAUGUGGAGUAUGCCAUCUAUUUGGCCAAGCGAUCGCUAAGGAACAAACAACGGCACGCACUGGAGGACUAUGAGGCAGAGGCUUUGGCCUCGCUGCACAAAAACCUUAAAGGCAAGUGGGAUUUCAUUUCGAUGCAGGCCGAGGAGCAGGUGCGUUUGGCCAAGGAGCGCAAGAAGGGUGACAAGAUUGUGGGGGACUCGCAAGAGCGAGCCUAUUGGCGUGUCCACCGUCCACCGCCUGGCCAGUUUACACCGCUGGAACCCUGUCCGGUGCCGUCGCGCGAUCGUCAGGGCCUCAAGCCGAACAAAAAAAAGACUGUCGAGGAUAUGCAGCGCGAUGUUGACUAUCUGGGCAAAUCGCUUAAUCGGACGCGUAUGAAGAUGUCGCAGGCUUGCGAGUCGCUUGUUUGCUACUCGGAAACCUUCACCGAAUAUGACUUCUUUCUGCAACCGGCUCUGCCCUCUAAUCCCUGGGUCACCGAGGAUGUGGCCUUUUGGCAGCUGAACAAUACCUUUGUGGAGAUACCCACUGAGAAAAGGGUCAAGCGUUGGGCCAUUUCGAUAGAGGAGCUGGUGUCGGAUCCGACGGGUCUGCAGGAGUUUACGGGUUUCCUGGAGAAGGAGUAUUCGCAUGAGAAUAUACGCUUUUGGAUAGCCGUGAAUCGUCUACGGAGGUCUGCUCACUCCCAGGUGGCGCGAAAAGUCAAUGAAAUCUAUGAAGAAUUUCUAAAGCCUGGAGCACCCUGUGAGAUAAACAUCGACGGCAAAACUAUGGAGAGCGUUUUGCGUGGCUUGAAGAACCCCUCGCGCUUCACCUUUGACUCGGCCUCCGAGCAUAUAUACAUGCUGCUGCUGAAGAAGGACUGCUAUCCGAGAUUCAUACGAUCGGAGCACUAUAAGCGCCUGCUGGACACUGGCAUACAGCCGUCGUACAAGAAGCGUUUCUUUAAUUUUGGCGGUGUGAGUGGUGCCAAAAAGAAAAUGACGGCUGCCUUGUCCAGUCAACCGAAUUUGGGUGAAGCGGCCAAGGGUUCUGCCGGCAGUGGUGGUGGUGGUGCCUCUGGCAGCUGCUCCAUGAUGCAAGCACCGCCGCCUGGUAAUUUGGCGCGACGCCGGGGCAGCGAUCGUAGUCUGACGGGCUCGGCCCAUGAGCUGGCCGUGAUUGGGGUUAACAAGGAGGCCGGCUCCAAGGUACCGCACUCUCAUUCCCAGAGUAAUCUCAGCGAGAUUCCGUUUAGAGAAACGCCAAAGACAAAGUCCACCGUUCUGGAGACAUCAGAGUCCACCGCCUUGGUUUUGGCCAGCAGCAGCGCUGUCUGCCCCUGGGAUGAACCAGCCGAGCCCACAGCCCAGGUGAAGCUAUCUGUGUGUCCCUGGGAGCUGGACAGUGUGCCAGAACCGCCAGCAACCACCACAGUGGCGGUGACAACGAUGAUUCCCUCGAAGAUCUCGCGUUCCGCCGCCGCCGUCCAGCCGCUGCGUUUGAACAGCACUUCCUCGGACAACAGCGAUGUGAACGAUCGGCUGCAGCGGAAUCUGGGCAUACGCCACCAGAACACUGUGGACAGCGGCGAGGCAAGCAUAAAGCGUUUGGUUCCCAGCUUCACCGAGCAGCGACGGGCUUCGGUAUCAUUUACACCCAGUCGCACACCUGAUUUCCAAUUGGGACGCACUCCAACGACAACGACAACAUCCUCCUCGCCGAUUGUGGCCAGCAGCAGCCAGAGCCAGAGCGUGAGCAAUUCCACGCCACUGCAACAGCAGCAGGUCAACAUCAUUGCCAAGGAUCCGCCAUCCGGCUCGGAUGUGGAUGCCAUAGAGCUGGAGGAGGAGCUCAACAAGUUGUCGCUUAGCGAAUCUUCAGCCUCGGAGCUGCCGCUUGUAGUUAUACCCACCCCCACGCAUACCCCGCCGCCCAUAACCAAGAUAACGCCACCACCACCACCACCGCCGGGAGAGGGAAAUAGCAGCGGCAGCAGCUCCUCUGUGGGGAAUUGCCUGCCAGCUGCAGAUCCUGGUUCCCCCGGGCCUCCAACUGGGACUGGGACUCUGGUCAAGGAGGUGCAAAUCGAGUUGAUCGAGUCGGGAGAGGAAACAAUAGCAAUAGCAGCCAGUCCGCCCACCAUCAAAGUCCUGGAGCUAGAGGCAAUUACUCCGGUAUCCUGUGAGCCCGCUGACCCAGGCCAGGACCCCAAGACAGAGACUACCACCGAGAAGGAACCACUGUUGGCUGAGGAGGAAACAGCAGAGAAUGUUGUGGCCGAGGAGCCGGUUUUAGAGGAGCUAUCACCCACCACCGAUGAGUACCAGGAGGGAUUGCAGUUUGGCAGCGACACCAAGGAUGUGGUGGAUGACUACGACAGCAUAGAUGCUGAUCUGCAGCUUGGCUACAUACCGCCAGCACCCACACCGGCUCCCUCGAUGGCUCCACUGGCCGAGUUGGAUGUGGACACGGUGGAUGAUGAGCCCUGCGAUUCGGGAAGAGAGCCAAUAGCGUCCGCUACGGCCACGCCCACAUCCAGCAACGAAGAGGCGCGCAAGCGUCGCAAGAAACGAAACUCAGAGGGCAAGAAGCUUGGCGGCUCGCAGGAUGACAAGGAGAAGGAGAAGGAGAAGGCCGGUGGAAGCAGCAUCAGUGCCGCCGAUCACAAUGCAGUGUGUCCCUGGGAAGAUGAGAACGUGAGCACCAACGACGGCACCUUUGUGAAGACAUACGCCACACUGGGAUACUUAUGAAUAAAACCAAAUCUGUUCAAGACGGUGGUCAACAAGUUGCUGAAAAGGAAGUCAUACAAGAAGUAGGGCCUGGGUAGCUAAGUCUAUAUCUAUUAUAGUACGAGCAUAUAUUACAACGUAAGUGUAAGUAAUUCAAUAAUUGAAUGUACAUGUUAAAGCUUCUCAUGUUCUUGAAAUCACACAAACUAGAGUUGCGAAAAAAUCGAUUAUUAAUCAAAUUAAAUCGAAAUAGACUUUUUGUAAUUUUUUUAAAAUUAAUUUUUCAUUAAAUAAUCGAUUAUUUAAUAUUCGAUGAUCGAUUUUUACCCUCAAAAAUCAAGUUAUUAAUGAUUUUCGGCUUCAAAUAUAUACGAAAUUAUACUGAAAAUCCGUUCAGACUUUUAAAACCUUAACGAUAAUCAAAGAAUUGAUAGUAUCGAUUUUAAAAUCGAUUUUUUCGCAUCUCUAAACGAAGCCACAGAAGAAAAGCAAAGCCCCCGGCAAAAGUGGUUAAUUGCUGAAAAAUUUCCAAAUAAUGUUUAAAAUAAAACGGCUACAGAAAUUAAAUACUUUAUCUACAAGCAUAACUUAUAAACAAAUCAAAGGAGAGUGGUUGCAGGAGGCCGCUUUCUGAUCAGUUGUAAAAAAUGGAGCUUAGAUUCGGAGACAGAAAAUAUUUAAUGUAUACAAUGUAUAUGAAGUUUUAAGCAAAAUGAGAACCCACAUAGUCCUGUCCUAUGUUCAAGUUAUAUAUAUAUAUAUAUAUAUAUAUAUAAAUAUUCGUAGCUUAGAUCCCCCCCAACAGCGUAGAUCCGACACACAGAGCCUAGGAAAAUAUAUCCUUGGUCUUUCAAGCCAGGGUUAUCCUGUGUGUUUUGUGUGUCCGACCUCUAUGAGAUUGUCAUUUGAUUAUUUGAUUUUUGUUAUAUUUAUUUUAACCGUGCCUUUAGCUAGAAAUACCUGCGAUUGGCUGAAGCUAGAAAUAUAUACUUUUGUUACCAUUAAACAACACUCAAAGCCGAGAUUCCUUUGUUGAUUGAACUAGCUAUUAACAUAAAGUAGAAGUACGAAAUGUUAUUCCGCACAAAUUGAACUGAAUUUCACACUAAAGUUUUAACGAAAUUAUAAAGUUUAAUUUCAUUUAACCAGAAAGCUCUUUGUUCUUUUCUUAAACACCUCUAGUUUCAGUUAUUUGUUUAAAUUUAUUUCUAAUAUUAUUACUUAACCCAAGAAAAGCAGUUUCAUUUUCCGCGUACAUGAAGCAACUCACGAGCCCCAAAACAUAUGUGCAGGGCAAAUGAAACUACUGUAGUUAAGGGGUCUAAUUUUAAGUUGAAUUUUUAAAUUUAAAAUUAAAAUCUUUGAAGAACUCCCAACUAUUUAGGAACUGAGGUAAACUCUAAUUAUGUUCUUGUUAUAGUUUUUGUAUUACGUUACGUUUGCUUAAUUACUUGUGAGUUUUAAAUAGUACUAGCACAUUUCCCUCAACUCUUCAACUCUUCAACUCUCCAACUCUAUGUGACUAGACACAAACAAUCGCAGAAAUCGAGCUAUGCUGUAAUUAAACAUUAAAGAAAAAAAACAAACAAAGCCCACAUCUAUUGGAUCUAUCGAUCUGUCGGUGACGCACAUCCUUGAGAUCAUCCUUGAGGCCACAACACACCGUUACAAAACGAUCAAGCAAAUCAAAUUCAAAAUGAAAUCCUGGUUGUUUGCGACUAAUAAAACCUUUCUACGAAUCGAAUCGAAGGAAUAUAACUUAUCUUAAAAAACAAAAAACAAAACUAUUAGUUCUAAGAAACUAAGAAUAUUUCUAUUUUCAUUGUGCAUUAGCUAUUUACUGUCGAAGCCCGUUUUGCUGGUAAACAAUCUUUAUAUAUGGGAUAUCGAUAUCUGCAUUAUCUUUGUGCUUUCUAUAUGCUGUAAUACAUUUUUCAACUACUUCAAUUAACUAAAAAAAAAAAAAAACACAACUAAAAAGCUAAACAAACUCAAAAGCUAAAAAACUAUAACAAAACAAACUAUAAAAACUAUACAAAAAAUGUACCAAAAGUUCGAACAAAAACCUAAGAAAAUCAAAGUAAAAGAGUAAAUGUUUUUGGUUAGCUAAGAUAUUACGAAGGGAGAGGAAGAAGGGUAUAGGGAUAGACAGGAAGUGCGUACAAAAUGUGUACAUGAAACCACCGUUAAACUUUGCUUAAUGCGAGCCGAGCAAUUAAAAGAGUUAAAAAUCAGCAGCAGCAGCAGCGUCAAGCAUCAGCAGCAAUAGUUCCAAAAUUGUUGUCAAAAAAAAUAAAAACGAGAGUAAAAAUAAAAUAAAUAAAAAUUAAAGCAAGUAAAUAAGUAUAAUAAUAAUAAUAAUAAUAGCAGCUUUUAGAACAACACCAAAAAAUAAAGUUGUAGUAAAAUGUGCAGAAGCAAAAUUGUAUUGUUGUUUUUUAUGUACAUUUACUUUUUUGUAUUACCAAAAGAAAAAUUGUUGUAAGUCAAAUAUGCCAAACAAAAAUAGUUUACUAAGCGUUUACAAACAAAAAUAAAAUACAGGCAAGAUAUGAAUUACUUUAAAAAAUAACAAAAAAUCACAAAGAACAAGUUCCGAAUGUUUUUCGAGUAGUCAAAGGAGUCAAAGGAUCAAGAGAUCUUAAUGGCUUAAACUAGGCCAAAGAUCUUUGGUAUCUGACAGAUACAAAAAGCCAGGUGGCACGACUUUCGAGUUCAGUGUUUCCCUGGCACUCAAAGAACCAGCUUAAAAUUAUCAAAUUAUUUUUGAAAUAUUUAUUAAAUUAUUUUAACAUACAUUUAGAAAAUUAACUAACCUUUUCUUAAUUUAAUGAACUUUGGUUAUGAAUUUAUGGCUUGAUCAACUAUUCAGAGCUGUAAUUUCCCCUCAGUUAUU